UUUCAGGAAGACAAUGAGAUUCCAACCACAGUGCUAUCUAAGGAUUCCAAUGCAGAUAUCGCCUCAACUUCUGUCCUGGAUGAUGUACCUGCUUCUCCACCCGCUUCAGCCAUGGACACCAACCAUUCCCACGAUGAAGGCCUGCAGACCAUCAGCCUGUCCUCCGAAGAAGACGAGGGAGCCGCCAGCCCCCUGGCAGAGGGAAGCACCGAGCCCCUGGGUGAGCUCCAUGAGGAGGACCUCCUCCCUGGCAUGGGGUCCGACCGUCAGGAGCGCUCCAGCCUGAAGAAGGUGGACAGCCUGAAGAAGGCAUUCUCCAAAAGCAGCAUCGAGAAGAAGAUCAACAAACUCGUGCCUCCAGAGAGACGUGAGAAGAUCAAGAAGAGCUUCACACCCAACCACCCCAAAAGCCCCACCACCAAAAGCUCCUCCUUCCGCAUCUCACCCAUGACCUUCAAUGUCAAGAAGGUGCGGGAUGGCGAUGGAGAAGCUGCUCAGCCUGAGAGCUCACCGACCUCCCUGACCACCGUCAGCAUCCCCACUAUGGGAGGGCUGGACGGAGAGGUGCCUGUGGCCGAAGUGCACGUGGAAGAAGAGAAGGCUAAUGGGAAGGAGCCCAGUACCUCCACACCGGGCAGUGCGGAUGGUGGCCUCUCCGUAACAGAGGAUGCAGACCUUGACAAUGGUCCCACAGCUACACUUGCAGAGGAGGAGGUUCUGCAGGAUCAGGAGGAGGAUGAUGAAGAUGAUCAUGAAGAUGGCGCUGAUGAAAACAGAGGAGAAGAAGAGGAGGAGGAGUCCAGGCCUGAACCAGCAUCCACAAUGUCAGCCGCCACCCCCGCUGUGGCAGUCCAGCAGGCCUCUUAGAUACACUAGGUGUAGCACCACUAGUGCUCCAGCUGUUCUAAAAUCCUUGAUAUAAGAGCUACCCCUCUGUUAAAGCCAGUUAACAUGUGGCUAAUAUAAGAGAUCAUCUGUUUAAAAAUAAGAAUAACCCAUAUUUCUGUAAACUAUAAGAUAUUUACUUUCCAUAACUGGGAUUUUAUAUGGUAAUGGGUGAAUACACUUAAAAAAGUAUAUUGUAAUAAUAAUAAUGUUCUGCCUCACUUUAUAGAGUAGUGUUUCUCAGUCCAGUUCCUAAAGAUAGCUAGGUGAUGCCACAUUUUUGGCCAAUUCCAGCUCCCAUAACAAUUAGAGUGAAUACAGUAACCUAACUCGGGUCUGGCCCAGAACAAUUGCACCAAUACCUGCGAGAGGACAUCUUGGUUCGAUUGCAUCUGCAAGCAGUCUCUAAAAUGAACAGCUUUUUUUAUUUACAUCAAAACACAGCAAUAUGAGUGUUAUUACCUAAAAAAAACACAUGUGAUUUGAACAGAUGCAAAUACACAUACACAAAACGCAACAAGGAGUUCUCAUUUUUAACUAAGUAUGUUAUAUGCUGUGAGCCAAGCUGAAGAACAAAGUGUAGUUCCAGAUUUCUCCUGGAUGCCCUCAGUCAGCAUGUGUAUAUAUGUUAAGUUCUGUCAGCAGCUCACCUGAUUUACCACAUUUAUUAAUUUACCAAACCAGUUGUUGAUAUGAUGAGAACUAAAAAUAACUCUAUUAAAGAUAAGAA
Astyanax mexicanus (Mexican tetra) is the source of this 1615-nucleotide messenger RNA. RefSeq names its product caveolae-associated protein 2-like. Gene Ontology annotation, molecular function: protein kinase C binding. The annotation marks the transcript as partial. NCBI's taxonomy places the organism in Eukaryota, Metazoa, Chordata, Actinopteri, Characiformes, Acestrorhamphidae. Gene Ontology annotation, cellular component: cytoplasm; caveola. The record is from RefSeq and is a predicted model, not a curated record. The transcript has a single exon.